AUGCCCUUGCUCGGAUUCUCUCAUUACGACAUGACGUUGACGUGGGAAAGUACAUCGUCCGACUUCAACAAUGCGAGCACCGCCGAGAUUGUAACUUACUGCAACCAAACGCCUACGGUAACAGGACAAUGUGCGAGUAUCAAGCGGGUUUCUGAACACGUCACCGUGAAGAUAGGCCUCACACUAGAAGAGUCGGAAUUCAAAAACCAAGAAUUUGCCUGGAGUCUUCUUCUUUCCACCCCGGUACGCGUUCCUGAGCCAUACCGUUUCUUUCGGGCAGAAGACGAUGACGGUGUCGAAUCAGGCUAUCUCGUCAUGGAACAUAUUCAUGGCCAAUCGCUGGCCAGCGAAGCACUUUAUCUCGAAAAGGGGAUUGUUGACCUGGUUACAAGAGCGCUCUACAUUCUCCAUUCUAGAUCCGCUUCUCAACUUGGCAAACACGCCGCUCCCGGGCCAAUCUGUGGGGGUCCUCCUUCAGGUUUUCCAUGGGGCGAUGGAAAAGCAGAUUUGGAGUUCCGCUCAGCGCAGGACCUUGAGCAUGCUUUGAAUUUGAGGCUCGCCCAAUGGAGCCCGCAGAGUUCGAGGGUCAAGGCCAAAACCAAGGCAAGCUUGCUAUCUCUUGAAGGCACGCAAUUCGGUCUUUGUCACAUGGACCUGGCGCCAAGGAAUUUCAUACUCGCUAACGACGGGAAGAUUGCAAUGCUCGACUGGUCUACUGCGGGCUACUAUCCGACAUUCUUUGAAGUGGCAGGUCUGGUAUACCUGCAAAGACUUGUCGGACCUCAGGAAAAGGAUUAUCUCGAAAGCCUUCAACUUCGAAUGCAGAGCUGGAUACCAGAUACGUCUGAUAGUGUUGACAAGCUCGAAUGUGUCCAGAUUUAUCCGUCAGAACUUCCGCUCGAAUCAGCUACGUCCGGAUCUCCUAUCAUAUCUACGAUGCCUGCAAGCAAGAGUGUGAAAGCAGAUCAAAUCGAAACUCGGGGUCUUGCGAACCGCGCAUUGCCAUCGCCAACCAUCCUGCGGGGAAUAUCGGGGUCAUCAGACUCCCCGUCUCCCCUUUCCAGCAGCGAAGUUCACUCGUUAGACACUGAAAAGGUCCGAUACAGAGGUGAUCUUGAUGAUAAGUCACUCUAUGGAGAGGCCCUACAAUAA
Messenger RNA from Ramularia collo-cygni, 1152 nucleotides. RefSeq lists its product as uncharacterized. Lineage: Eukaryota; Fungi; Ascomycota; Dothideomycetes; Mycosphaerellales; Mycosphaerellaceae. The coding region runs from base 1 to 1152 and encodes 383 amino acids. The record is from RefSeq and is a predicted model, not a curated record. The transcript is spliced from 2 exons.